AUGAUCGCGGGCAAAACUGAACUCAGUAGUCGGGGCAGUCUGUCUUCUACCUCCUCCUCUUCUUCCUCAAACACUCUCGUUCUUCGACAGCGAGAAGGAGAAGCGAGCCGGGGAUACGAUAUGCAAUUUAGCGAUAUUAUCGAUGUAGAUAUUCGCCAGGAAGUUGGGAUGAUCCGGUCAUCCUAUCCAUCCUAUCCUCUUCUAUAUCUUAUUUACGUCCUCGUGAGGAGCAAUCGAUCGUUGGAUCAGGCCCGAGACUUUCUCGAAAAUACACACCGAAACAGGGCUCAAUAUCUACCAAUCACUUCUAUCACGAAUAUUGAUGAUGUGAAGGAUGAUGUAAUGCGCAACAAAGUUGAAUCGAUUAGGACAGUUGCUCCAUGGGUGACUGUUUGGUGGGCUCUUUACGCCCUACAGGUCUGUGAUGGAUCUAUCGAUUGUGCUACUAGUCUGUUACUUGAAGGCGCCGUUGAUGCUUCUAACGACCCCAGGCCACAGAUAGCUCCAGUAUCUGGUGCCCAUGUCUAUUCGCCAGCUACUCCUACAGCCAGACGCAAUGUGCUUGGAAAACUGCCUGUCGAUUUGCCGUCGGAUUCAGAUAGUUCUGUGUUCGGUUGUACUACGCCCAGCCAGACUAGUGGCGAAGAGUCGUUUCAUACCAGUCUGUCCUCAAUUGAGCCAUCACACCAAACACCAAAUAGUCCAUUGGUCAACACAAGCGAGGAUGAUAAAGACUCUACCGCAGAAGAAACUGAUACCCUUGUUGCCAGCCCUUACUUUAAUAACCGGCGAGUGGUGGGUAUCGACAAAGGUAAAGGUGUAGCCAAAACAGAGCCAGACCAUAGCUCAGAUAUUAAUAUGAAUGGUGUUCUAUCCUUCAAGAAAGGGUCUCAAGCAAAGAAAAAUGAGAAACAAAACGGCGACUGCAAGUUCUGCGGCAAAGACCUAGGUAGCUGGUUGGCGCGAAACAACCAUGAAUCUUCAUGCCGCAGAAGGACAAGGCAAGUGUGUGUAAAAUGCAAGAAAGAAGUAUCAAAAGCGAAUAUCAGAAGGCAUGAGUCCAGAUGUGAUGGUCCUCGAAAUCCAAGACGCGAUGGCUCAGAAUUCGCAGAACGCGAUGUAUUCAUGUUUAACUCGAGGAGAAAGUCUGUUUCUCGUGGUAGUUCUCCAAGUAUCGACUCGGAUUUUCCUACAGAAGAAGAGCUUCAAAAAGCCUUACAGUUGUGCGACGGUGAUGUUGAGGAUGCCGUACACUUAGAGAUGGAGGCAUCAACAUCAGGCGAAGAAGACGAUGAUCGAGGUUCGUAUAGCCAGCAGGAAAAUCCGUUAAAGAGGAAAUUAGGAAGCCCAUCUAGAUCUCGCACACAAAUUGGCGACACAGAAGCAGGGCUACAGCCUGCAAGCCAGUGGAUCAAGACCACAUUUCUUGAUCUUUGCCAGAACUCAACCAAUCUUACCCUUGUUCAUCUUUCUGGUACAGAAACCCAUGCGAUUCCGACCAAGCUUAUGUGCGACAACUCCAAAUAUUUGAAGGAUCUGAUCAGUCCUACGGGAGACCAAGAUGCUGCACUAAAGGAAAUCAAUCUCCUAGACGUCGAACCAACUCUCUUUGAUGCCAUUAUCCAAUACAUGGUGUGCCACAACGUCUCGUUUGGUCCCCAGUUGAGCGAAAUCCAAGCCAUCACAUCGAUCGUAAACUUCAUAGUUCUCGCCGAGAAAUUUAAAGUUGCAGGGCCAGCCACUACCAUGUAUCCAACACUCGAGGCCAUCCUAAAACAGGAUCGCAAGGGGCCACAUCCCCCCAGCGUUCUGAAAGUCGGUCAUGUACACAAAAUCUUCUCGAAUCUGGAUGAUCCGCAUCACCCUAUUCGAAAACUAUUUGUCAGAGCAUCUGUGAGACCCCAUAUCAAAGAGAAAAACGACAAUAACGUCAUCCUAGACGAUUCGGACGAUGAAUACGAAGUUGAUGCGGACGAUGUUGAUUUUCGAAAUCAACCGGCGCAUCUCGCUUGGAAACUGAAUAGGGACUUCGGAAUGGCAUUAUUGGCAAAAGUGGAUCAAACCAAUCGGAAUAGGGAAAGAAGACCAAUAUUUCCAAAUAGUAAGAACAGCAAAAGUUUCAGCGAAUGGUUUACGGAUCCUCUUGAUGGCAGUCAGUUUACCCUUUGA
Messenger RNA from Sclerotinia borealis F-4128, 2169 nucleotides. The record is from the annotation of a GenBank genome assembly. Lineage: Eukaryota; Fungi; Ascomycota; Leotiomycetes; Helotiales; Sclerotiniaceae.